UCGUGCUGCAAAUAUCGGUUACUGCUGCAUGACGGAUGUCACGACCUUCAGCGUGCUGUCGAGCUCCUCCAUGCGCUAGGGGUACCGCUAAUCGGACUGCUCUGCUUGGAGGUGAUGGCUGAGCUGAGACGCUCAUGAAACUUAUGUGAAAUAUUUCUACUGAUCAGUACCUCAGAUGAAAUAAGUGUGUCCAAAGAUGGAAAUAGAUCUGGAGUAUGCAGCAGUCUAUGGGAGUGAAUUGACAUCUGAUUCGUUAGUGUCUAAGUAGCUUGAUGGCUCUCCCAGACUCUAAACCAAAGCCAUCUUUCUAUCAAAGCAAAAAAGGGACAUUGCACAGUCUGACUACAGAAUGCUAUUUCCAAGUAAGUGAAUUGUGAAGAAGGAGCUCAUGAAUCUCGAUCACGGAGGCUUGGAGAGCAUCUCCGAUGUCUGCUCCAGUGAAGAUAUUCCUGAGGUAGAGCUGGUGAGCAUGCUAGAAGAACAGUUGCCAGAGUACAAAUUACGAGUGGACUCUCUGUACCUGUAUGAGAAUCAAGACUGGAGCCAGACUCCUACCUGCCAUGGUCAUCUUCCUGAAACCACUUCUCCAAUUCAUGACGAGGAGACCUUCCGUUACAUGACUCUUUUAGAACUUCCUCCCUCCUCCUUCGCUGAAUCUCAAAAAUUUGCACAAGUUCUUGGCACAGAUAACGUGGAGCAAAUAACGAAAACCUACAGUGAUGCUGACAUGGUCAAACAUUUGCUAGCUGAGAGAGAUCGGGACCUGGAACUGGCAGCUCGAAUUGGACAAGCCCUUCUUAAGCGAAACCAUCUUCUAACAGAACGGAAUGAAGCACUAGAAGAACAGCUAGGACAAACUCUAGACCAAGUUAACCAGCUGCAGCAUGAACUGUCGAAGAAGGAUGACCUGCUUCGUAUUGUUUCAAUUGCUUCUGAGGAGAGUGAAACAGAUUCCAGCUGUUCCACGCCACUUCGUUCCAAUGAAUCUUUCAAUGUAUCGCACAGCCUCUUGCAGCUGGAUAUCUUGCAAGAUAAACUCAGGGAGUUGGAAGAGGAGAACCUUGCUCUCCGAUCGAAGGCUUGCCAUCUGAAGACAGAAACCAUUACAUAUGAAGAAAAGGAACAGCAGCUGGUUAAUGACUGUGUCAAGGAGCUACGGCAAUCGAAUGCUCAGAUUUCCAGAAUAACAGAGGAGCUGUCAGAAAAGAGUGAGGAGUUGGUUCGCUACCAGGAGGAGAUCUCAUCCCUCUUGUCUCAGAUUGUUGAUCUUCAACAUAAACUCAAAGAACAUGUGAUUGAAAAGGAGGAGCUGAAACUUCAUCUACAAGCUUCCAAAGAUGCACAGAGACAACUAACAGCAGAGCUACACGAGCUGCAAGAUCGGAACGCAGAGUGUCUGGGGAUGUUACACGAAUCACAAGAAGAAGUGAAGUUACUGCGCAGCAGAGCCAGCUCUGCUGCUGUUCUCUGCCGCCCUCAGGCAUGUCGAGCAUUUUCUGGGGAUUCCCUUGCAGCAGAAAUUGAAGGGACAAUGCGGAAGGAAUUGAGUCAGGGUGAAGAAUCUGUUCCUUCUAAGCAAAAGGGUCAACAGAAACGAGUAUUUGACACUGUCAAGGUUGCUAAUGUCACUCGUGGUCGCUCUUCUUCCUUUCCUGCCCCUCUGCCAAUCCCUGGAUCUAAUCAGUCAAGUGUUGUUAUGACAGCAAAGCCCUUUCAGUCUGGAUUGCACCGGAUGGAGAGCCACGCACAGAUGACCCAGAGGAGCAGCUCUGAGAAGAAUUUGAGGGACACUCAUAAGCCAGGCCAGCCAGGAGACCCUGGAGACAGUGACUUAGCCACAGCUCUGCAUAGGCUGUCCCUCCGUCGUGAGAACUACCUGAGCGAAAAGCAGUUCUUUGAGGAGGAGUGGGAGCGAAAGAUGCGUUUGCUGGCUGAGCAGAAAGAAGAGGCUAGUGGCUGUAGUACACCCGCAGAAAGCUGUUUUUCCCUUAGUACAGACUCAGAAUUCACAGAUCUUUCUGCCAGCUCCAGUAACUUCCGUGUCCUCCUACCAGAAAAAUUACAAAUUGUCAAGCCCAUUGAAGGAUCUCAGACCCUGUUUCACUGGCAGCAGCUUGCUCGACCGAACCUAGGCACCAUUCUUGACCCAAGACCAGGUGUUGUUACAAAAGGUUUUACCCCUCUAUCUGAUGAUGCUGUGUACCACAUCUCUGACUUGGAGGAGGAUGAUGAGGAAGAAGGCGAAGGAGGUAUAACGUUUCAAGUGCAACCUUCCUUCCUGGAGAAAAGGAAGUGUGCGGUGGCAAAGCCAGUAGCAGGGAUUUUCCUGCCACCUAUUACUUCAGCAACGGUACCACUCACUGCCUCAAAUCCAGGGAAAUGUCUGUCUUCCACAAAUUCCACAUUUACCUUCACUACCUGUAGGAUCCUUCAUCCAUCUGAUGUCACCCAGGUUACUCCCAGCUCCACGUGCACUCCAUUUUCACUUGGAAAUAGUGCUCACAGCACUAGAAGUGCAGUGGUGAGCACUCCAGCCAUGUCUUACAGGCUUAGUAUUGGAGAAUUCCUCACCAACAGAAGAGACUCAACUACUACCUUCAGCAGCACCAGCAGUCUGGCCAAACUUUUGCAAGAACGAGGCAUCUCUGCCAAAGUUUAUGAUAGCCCCAUCUUAGAAAAACUGCCUUUGCUACAGCCGCCUCGAACUGUUCCCGUUCCUUCUACUCCACCAAAUUCUCCUUCACGUUCACCUUGUCCUUCUCCGCCACCAUUCGAGCCUCGAACACAUCUCUCGGAAAACUUCCUGGCCUCACGACCAGCGGAAACGUUCUUGCAAGAAAUGUAUGGUCUAAAGCCCUCCCGUAACACUCCAGACACAGGCCAACUGAAGAUGAACCUGGUGGACAGGCUGAAGAGGCUGGGUAUUGCCAGGGUGGUCAAGCCCCCUAAGGCACAGGACCAAAGGAGAAAUCAGGGCACAGAGGUUGGUCUGCAGAGACAGGACUCUGCUGUAUUUUUAAACGCAGGUGGCAACUUCAUGGCAGGACUGAGAAGAAACCAGAGCCUUCCUGUCAUGAUUGGGGCGCUGGGAGCUCCAGUUUGCACGCAGUCAUCAAAAAUGGAUCUGCUAAAGGAGAAUUAAGUGGUUUGAAAAACAGCUGAUUUGUAGCAUAGCAAAUAAUAAAUGAGGGAUAAACAUUUAGCACAGGCAUGGUAAAGUGUGUUACAGAAGAGUUGGAGAAGGCAUGUGCAUGUUAAAAGAUGUGCGAGAGCGACGUGUUGGGAUCGAGGAGAAAAGAACGUCACUUGGGUUUGAGGAAAAAGGGUUCAAUGGAAGAUGAGAAAGAAGAAACCAAAGCUUAGUUCUGAGGCCCUUUUCUGGAUCUAUCUUAGCUUAAGCAAAAAUAGAAGACCAUAGUAGAUAUUCUCAGUAUUUUAAUCUUUUAAACUGUAUGUUUAGAACUGUCUUGCAGGUGCUGUUCUAUUUUUCCACCAUAUGAUCAUAGUGUUUUACUAGUUGUUAGCAGUCAGGCUGUACCAUUUAAAUAUAAUAUUCAAAUAACAAUCAGUCUGACUAGCAUCACUGCUUCAAGUCUCUCUCUCUCUAGCGAACAAAUACAGAAAUUUGGAUUCUUUUGAUUCUUGUAUUUUCCAGUUCAGAGGCUGCACUGAAGCCCUCUAUUGAACUCCUCCCCAUUUUGAGAAGCAGGGGAGAGAACCUUUCAUUCCCUGUUAGGAAAUUGUGCUAGUGAAGUAUUAACAGAAGCGAAUUUCUUUCCAGAGGUUCUGAAGCACACAGAGGAGGGUGCAAUGAAUGAGAAUUAAAAAGCAGGAAAGUAUGUAUUAGGUACAAAAAAUGUAAAAAUGUUUUAUUUCAUGCUAAGAUAACUUUCCAAAGUGUGCUAUGCAUCUUUUUUUUUUUUUUUUAGGAGGAGGGUAGUUUUGCACCUACAAAAAAAAUCUCAGGCGCAUGUCAGUGUUGCAAAGGGAAAUAAAGCCUAGGUGCUUGAUUCAGGGUUUGUUUUUAUUUGACCUAAGCAGAGAGCAUUUACUUAAAGACAAGUGUUGGAAGUCUGUACAUUUGAGAGCUCUGUAGUAAACUUAAUGCGUUUCAUGCAGGUAUUUCUGAUUUUAGGCAGGAUUCUAUUGAAAAGAUUUCAUUAAGAAAAUCUUUGGAAAUUGUUUUGGAUCUGUGGUUAGAGCAAAAUUUAGCAUUCUACAUUCUGAAACAACAAAGAAAAUGAAAGCCAGUGUUCUUUGCAGCACUGUAAUGGAUACAAAUCAGUUUUGUCUGCAUUGGAAUCUUGUGUUUUGAUGCGGGAGAGUGAUUCUGAGCCUGCUUCUGAACAAAACUGAGGCAGGCUUUCUGCCUCAAAAAAAAUAUCUAAGUCUGGUGGAGAAAUCUGAUUUCUGUCUGAGCAGUAAUUUGCAGAAUAUUACAGCCCAGGCUGCCUUUUGGAUUCAGGGAAAAAAAAACAAAACUGAUCCUAUCCAAGAUUCUAGCCAUAACUGAAUGAUCAACAAUAUAUCAUAAUUUGUAGCAUAACUUAUAGAAGAAAA
Molecule: messenger RNA, 4560 nt
Organism: Struthio camelus australis
Lineage: Eukaryota; Metazoa; Chordata; Aves; Struthioniformes; Struthionidae
Gene: TRAK2
Product: trafficking kinesin protein 2
Biological process (GO): protein targeting; vesicle transport along microtubule; neurogenesis
Cellular component (GO): cytoplasmic vesicle; mitochondrion; dendrite
Molecular function (GO): GABA receptor binding; myosin binding
Source: RefSeq, a predicted model, not a curated record